CUUUCCAAUUUUUUAAAUUUUUCUAAAAAAUUUUUUUUCUUUUUGAAAAUGGCAAAGUUUAAAUCCGCACACUCGCAACGUUUUACAACUUGGAAUUGGCUUCUUUUUUAUUUUCUUGGCUUUUAAUUCUCAAGGUUUUAUUGAGGAAAGUGUUCUUGAUGGAUAUACAAAAACUGGGCAGUUUGUCAAUUAUUUAUGCAAGUUUUACUGUUUGUAAUUUUGUGGCGCCUCCAAUUAUUAGGUCAUGGGUUCAGGGCUCCGGGCAUGGACCUGCGGUUGAGGGAUUCUGGGAAACCCCCGGAUCCGAACCUUUUUUCAUAUCCGGAUUCGUCAACCCUACCGACUACCUUGAAAGGGCAUCGAGUCGUGGACAAUCCCCAAUUAAGAAAAUAAUUUUUUUUCAAAGAUUAUUAGGCACAAGAACUUCUUUGGUUACCGCUGGACUUGUUUAUGUAUUAUUUCUUGCCGGUUUUCUCAAUGUUCAUCAAUGGUUUCUUUAUGCAACUUCUGCUUUACUUGGUCUAGCUGCUGCAGUUUUGUGGACAGCACAGGGAAAAUAUUUAACUUUAAACAGCACUCCACAAAGUGCCGGCCGGCAUAGCAGUCUUUUUUUGUGUUGUGCUCAAGCCUGCCUUUCAUGUGGUGGCCUUUUCCUAUUAAUUGUCUUUUUAUUAGCUCCUGAUAAUGUAAAUAAUAACCAAAUAUUACAACAAAACCAAACAACAACAAAUAACACUUCUUUUACUUCCGAAAAUGUUAAACUUCUUUACAGCUUUUUUACGGGAAUUGCUUUAAUUGGUGUAAUUGUAUUAUCCCUUUUACCCCCAACACAAAGAAAUAAUUGUCAACAAGAACAACAAAAUAAAGAAGAAAAGGAAGAAGUAUUUAUUUUGGCAGAAAUUAAUUCAAUUUUUAAAAUUGCCAAAACACCAAAAAUGUUAGCUUUAGCUGUUGUAUUUGCCAAUACUGGAAUUUUAUUAAGUUUUUGGAGCAGUAUUUUCCCAACUUCAAUAAUAAAUACAAUUAUAUUUCAAUCACAAUUUAGUCCAAAAAUAUUAAUUGCAUUUAAUGGAAUUGUUAAAGGGGCUGGACAACCUUUUUGUAAUUUUUUUGACUAUUCUAAAAAAAAAUUCUUUUUAGUAAGCCUAAUUUUCGAACGUUUACAACUUGAUAAAAUUAAAAAAAGUCGUAUAAUAUUUGUUGGUGUAUUAAUUCAAUUUUUGGCAAUUUUGCUUUGCUUUGUAAAUUUACCUAAUGAAUCCCCUUUAAAUCAAACAACAAAUGAGGCUAUAAUUAAACCAAGGGUUUGGAUUGCUUUAAUUUGUGGAUUCCUCCUUAGUUUUUGUGAUGCUUGCUGGUCAACACAAAUUUUUUCUUUUUUGAUAAUUAAUUAUCCUACACAAAGUGCACAAGCUUUUGCAUUAUUAAAGUUUUAUCAGUCAUUAUUAACUUCCCUACUUUUCUUCUUUUCUGGUUACAUGUCUUUACAUUGGCAUUUAUUUAUUCUUUUAAUUUCUGGAGCACUUGGUUAUUGGGCAUUUGCAGUUGCUGAGAAAAUGGAAAUUGUUAACGAGAAAAAUAGAAGAAAAAUUGAUCCAAUUGAAUUAAGUUAA
This is a messenger RNA of Meloidogyne enterolobii, 1613 nucleotides long. NCBI's taxonomy places the organism in Eukaryota, Metazoa, Nematoda, Chromadorea, Rhabditida, Meloidogynidae. The record is from the annotation of a GenBank genome assembly.